AUGUUUGGAGUUUUAAAUUUACCGUUUAAAUUUCACGCCACAUUAGCAUUUAUCAUUCGUUUAAUUUUUGUCUGUUAUGGACCUUAUCAUGACAGCCAUUUUGAUGUACCAUACACAGACAUAGAUUAUAAAGUUUUUACAGAUGCUGCAAAACAUGUCUAUCAAGGUGAUUCCCCGUACAAACGUCACACGUAUAGAUAUAGCCCUAUUAUUGCGAUCCUUUUAACACCCAAUGUAUUCUUGAAUUGGAACUUUGGAAAAAUUGUAUUCUGUAUUUUUGAUAUAUUUUGUUCUUAUGCAAUAAAAAAACUUAUUGAAAAGCAACUAUCGAGUAAAACUAAUGCGUCGAAAAUCGCUGUACAUUGCUCCUUAUGUUGGCUGUAUAAUCCUAUGAGUAUAGCCAUUUCCACGCGAGGUAACGCAGAUUCUAUGCCAUGUUUCUUCAUAAUAAUUUCACUUUUGUUUCUCCACACAGAUUUAGUAUUAGGUUUCCUAAAAUAUGUCCUGAGUGGCAUGUUCUUAGGACUCUCAAUUCAUUUGCGCUUAUAUCCUAUAGCAUUUACAUUUCCUAUGUAUCUAUCUCUUGGAGAAUAUAAAAUCACAAGUAAAACUACUAUAAAAGAUGGCAUUAUCCAGCUACUACCUAAUAAAAAGCAAUUGAUUUUAGCUUUUAGUUGUGUUUUAACUUUUGUAACCAUUACAGGAGGAAUGUAUUUAUUGUAUGGUUAUGAAUUUUUAUUUGAAACAUAUAUAUACCAUCUUUUCAGAAAAGAUACCAGGCACAAUUUUUCAGUCCUCUUUUAUUACUCAUAUUUGACCUCUGGUCAAACAAUUGAUUUAAUUAAAUUUUUAACCCAGAUAUUUGAAUGUGUCAUUUUGUUCAUACUUAGUUUAGCGUUUGGUACAAACCCAAAUACACUUGCCUUCUGUUUGUUUAGUCAAUCAAUGGUGCUGGUUGCCUACAACAGUGUUAUGACCUCACAAUAUUUCAUAUGGUUUCUUUCACUUUUACCAUUAGUUGUUCAUGAUUUUAACAUGAAACCAAGCCUUGCAAUAAUGUUAGGUAUCAUUUGGAUAUUUCCCCAAGCAAAGUGGCUAUAUUUUGCUUAUUUAUUGGAAUUUAAAGGACAAGACACCUUUGUUUUCAUUUGGUUAAGUGGCAUAUUGAUUUUUUUUGCAAACAUUUAUGUUUUGGGGCAACUCAUAAAAUAUUAUAAGCCUAACUUUGGUUUCGGUCAAAUAGCUAGUACAGGUGAAAUUAAAAAUAAGUAGUAUUUAGUUAUUUUUGUAGAUAGAUUUGCAAUGAAAUAAAAUAUAGAAUUUG
Molecule: messenger RNA, 1324 nt
Organism: Pieris brassicae (large cabbage white)
Lineage: Eukaryota; Metazoa; Arthropoda; Insecta; Lepidoptera; Pieridae
Gene: PIG-M
Product: GPI mannosyltransferase 1
Exons: 1
Coding region: 1-1272 (423 amino acids)
Biological process (GO): GPI anchor biosynthetic process
Cellular component (GO): membrane; glycosylphosphatidylinositol-mannosyltransferase I complex
Molecular function (GO): GPI mannosyltransferase activity; alpha-1,4-mannosyltransferase activity
Source: RefSeq, a predicted model, not a curated record